Molecule: messenger RNA, 2226 nt
Organism: Ostreococcus tauri
Lineage: Eukaryota; Viridiplantae; Chlorophyta; Mamiellophyceae; Mamiellales; Bathycoccaceae
Product: unnamed product
Exons: 2
Coding region: 1-2226 (741 amino acids)
Molecular function (GO): protein binding
Source: RefSeq, a predicted model, not a curated record
AUGGGCGCGACGGACGAUCGCCGCGCGCGUGGGAAGGCGGUCGUCGUCGCGUUCGAGGACGUCGAUCUCGGCGACGCGAUCGAUUUGCCGGGGGAGCGCGCGGAGGAGACGUGCGCGCGGUGCGCGCGGACGCGCGAGCGAUUACGACGGGCGCUCCCGAGCUCGUUCGAGAUCCCGAUUGCGACGUACGUCGCCGCGUCGGGGGGGUGCGAGACGUGCGUGGAGACGUCGGAAGGGGGGGUGGGGACGUGGGAUGUGCCCGUGGUUGGGUUCUGUGGAGAAACGGCGCUGCACGCGGCGGCGCGGGGGGGGUACGAGGGAAUCGCGCGACGCGCGCUCGACGCGGGCGCGGACGCGGACGCGACGCGCAAGGAUGGAAGCUCCGUGCUCAUGGUCGCAGUGCGUUGGUGUUCCACCGUGAAUAUCGUUCGAAUGCUUCUUCACAAGGGGGUGCGCGUGAACGCGGAUGAUUUACAAGGCGUGACGGCGCUCCACAUCGCGGUACGGCGCAGAAAAUCAAGUUUCGUCCGCGCUCUUCUCGAAGCCGAGGAUGUCGACGUGCACGCGCAAACGAUAAAUGGGGACACCCCGCUCCAUGAGGCUGUGGGAGAGCGAGACGUGGAUAUCAUUAAACUACUUCUCGACGCCAAGGCAGAUGUGCACGUCAGAAAUAAGCACGGCCAUACGCCGAUAUCGCUCGCCGUAGAGAAUGGACUCGCGGAUGUUUUCGUGAAUGAACUCAUCUCGCCGACGUCGCCGGAGAGCACGGGUACGUAUUCAACAUCGUCUACUGCUGUGAACGCGAUGGUCAAGUCAUGCUACGCGGGACACGACAAAGUCGUGCACUGUCUCGUUCAACACGGGGUUGACGUCAACGGCGCGUUCGAUGCGCGCGUCAAUCCGAGUGACGAGCAGCGCGUGAUGCGUGGAUUGACGGGUCUCAUGGCUGCCUGCAUGGCGGACAAGAUCGAUUUGGUAAGAGCACUCAUUAAUUACGGUGCCGACGUCAAUACACGCUGCGAUGAGAGCGUGCACUUUCGCGGCUUUUCCGCAAUCGCCUUCGCCGCAGACCGCGGUUCCCUCGAUAUCGUUCGAUUGCUCAUUGAGAACGGGGCUGUAGUCAACACGUCUGAUGGAUGUGAUCCGAUAAUCCAGGCAAGUGAUCGAGGUCACGCAGAAAUUGUUCGCUUUCUCAUCGGUCAUGGCUCAAACGUGCACGCGACCCGCCCGAGUGAUGGGCUCACCGCAAUCGCGCUUGCGGCACAGAAUGGUCACGAACCCAUCGUCGGCAAUUUGUUGACCCACGGUGCGGUGAUGGACGUGGAAUCACUACUGCACGCGGCGCUCGAGGAGUGGUCGAGACGGGCGCGCGGCGGAGGCGACGAUGGCGUGCGAAUAGUGAAGGGUGGACGCACGGCGCGCGUCGUAGCGGUGCUGGAUGGUGAUGGAGAGAUCGCGGCGUGCGUCGCGGACGUGGAGAUCGUCGAGGAGGGGGUGGACAGCGCGUGGUGCGCCUCGCAGGCGAACGCGUGCCGGGACGCGCGCGGGAUGGUUUUAGACGGUAAUCUCGGUCAAGAGGCGAUCGAGACGGUGAAAGAGAUGGCGAGAAAGUUCAAUAAGUGGCUUUGGUACGAACCAGUGAGCGUGGAAAAGUCAACGCGGAUCUUGGGAGGCGGAGUUGACGACGCCGCUCGACCGCUCCGUGGAGUGACGUUUUGUUCGCCCAACGCCGCGGAGCUUCGAGAGCUCGCAAACGGGGUUCGUCGGGGAUGGGCGAAGGGAUCACCCAUGUCGCCGUGUCCGUUCAACCCAGAGUUCAAGUUUAAGAACGCAAGCGAGGCGUUGGAUGCUCUCGCGAGUGACGUGUGCACGGUUUUAGCUGCCGGAUGCGAGCACGUAGUCCUCACUCUCGGCCCGCUUGGUGUGGUCGUCUCCAGCGCGCCGAGCGACGGCGAGGUUUCUCGAGCGACACACACGCACGUUCCGGCGGUGAGAGCGGACGUUGUAUCUCUCGUCGGUGCCGGUGACGCGCUCGUUGGAGGCGCGGUGGGAGCACUGGCGGAGGGCGCAAGUCUGCUGAUAGCCAUCGCGAGAGGGGUCGCGUGCGCGUCGAUAGCGUGCGAACGUGCCGGUGCUGCUCUGUUAGACGUCGACGCGAACGAGAUGGAGAAGCGGGCGGCAAUCGCGUUCGCCGGGAUUUCAAUAUUAGCACCGGCAGUGCGUUGA